Molecule: messenger RNA, 1426 nt
Organism: Belonocnema kinseyi
Lineage: Eukaryota; Metazoa; Arthropoda; Insecta; Hymenoptera; Cynipidae
Product: E3 ubiquitin-protein ligase AMFR-like
Exons: 4
Coding region: 147-1304 (385 amino acids)
Cellular component (GO): endomembrane system
Molecular function (GO): ubiquitin protein ligase activity
Source: RefSeq, a predicted model, not a curated record
UCUCAUCGAAUCUCAAACGUUUCGGAUGUGUUUUAUAAAAAAUCAGACAGUUUUUGAGUUACAAGUCAAAUCAACUUAAAAAUUUUGUUUAAGUGUUCACAAAACUGCCUGGACUAUUGUUGUCCUCUAAAAGGAGGAGAUCAAAAAUGGGAAUGAUAACGCGAGUGAGGGGCCGUGUUAGAGCAAAUUCCUUUGGAGUAGAUAAAGAAAAGAGAGCACAAAGUAUUUGUCUUUUAAGUGCAGUUCUUUUGUUGCCCUUUUGCCCUAGGGGGCCCCUUCCUUUAUUGCCCCCUCCGGCACCAGCACUCUAUUCGGCCCUGGUGCUUCCGGUAGUUUUAAGUGCAAACUACCGGUACCCCGUUUCCGCACUGAAGACCCUUGUCGAAGCUGCCAGAGAUUUUGUCAAAAAAGGAUGGAAGCCCCUGAUUCGAUUUUUGAAACGCCUCUAUGGACCAAUCGACAGAGCAGAAAAUCUCUUCCUAAAAAUGAAAAACCUAUCAUUGAUGAUGAAUCAGAUAGUAUUUUUUAUUCUGGCCGACAAAGUCCUCGUUCCUCAAGAAAAAAUGACUUGUUUAUACACUCUGAUGUUUUAUAACGUGAUUGCCUACUGCGUUAGUUACAUUAAAGAGCUGAUUGAAAAAGAGGAUUGGUCACCUUACGUUACUCUGACUGAAAGAUCACAAAUAAAACAUCUCGCAAUGUCUGCCACCAAAAUAGUUUUGGAAUGGACCAAAGCAGUCACUUUUGUUGUUACAAUCACAUUUAUGCUUCUCGUUUUUGGCCUGGAACAGGGGCUCGAAAAUUAUAAACCGUCGACUCUCUACACGAUCAUCACCUGGCUCUACUACUCAGCCACGGAAAAGGUCUUUGUCGAGAUGUUCCCAGGAAUCCUCGUCUUCCUGCAACUAGAAGUACUCGAGAACAUCGAGAAUCUGUAUGCUCCAGUUAUUCUUCAUUGCUUCACAAUAAUGAUGUCCUCUCUCUUCACCCUGAUUCUCCUCCCCACUGCACCCUGGAGAUUCCUCCUCGUCGUUAGCUAUCUAAACGUCUUCCUCAGGACCAAGGAACUUAUCCGAAAUUCCGGAUCUGUCCUCCAAAAAGAGAGGCAGAUUCUUAACAGGUACAGGAAAGCCACAAGCGAGGAGAUCGAAAGGUUCGACGACGUUUGUGCCGUUUGUCUUUUUGCGAUGAGCAAAGCUCGAGUCACUCCUUGUCAUCAUCUUUUUCAUGCCGAUUGUCUGAGACAGUGUCUCAAAACCAGCGACAAGUGUCCAAUGUGCAAACGAGAAUUAAAGUUUGAUUGAAGAAGGGCAGGCGAUUUUUUUAAGAGACUGAGAAAUUAAUGACAAUGACAAAAUUUUCAUAGUUCCCCGAGGGAUUGACUACUCAAACGAUUUCACUAACAUUCACAAUGAUUUCACGAAGA